AUGCUUCCUGCAGCCCCCGGACCCGGCAUUGAACCCUCCCCGCCCCCGCCGGGGAAAGCUCCGGGCUCGUCCGCCCAAGCCGCCAUGGCCUCGAUCCAGAAUGACGACGAGCGUCUGCUUGCCCGCAUCGGCUACAACCAGGAACUGAGACGCGAGUUCAACAAAUGGUCCACCGUUUCCUAUGCAAUCUCCAUCCUCGGCGUCCUGGGCUCCGUCCCGGCAACCUUUGGCAGCCCCAUCGCUGCCGGCGGCCCCGCCACCGCCGUGUGGGCCUGGUUUGUCGGCAGUGUCAUGGCCAUGUGCAUAGCCAGCUCUGUGGCCGAGCUGGUAUCCGCCUAUCCCACCGCUGGCGGAAUGUACUUCGUCACCAAGCACGUCGUCCCCCCCGAGCAUGUGGCCAUCUGGGCAUGGGUCAUUGGCUGGUGCAACUUCCUCGGCCAAGCCGCUGGUGUGGCCAGUCUUGCCUACACCAUCUCGCAGAUGAUCUUUGCCGCCGCAGUCAUGAACUCCACUGCCGAGGACGGUUCCCCGGCCUUCACGCCGUCGGCUCUGCAGACCGUUCUUCUUGCGAUACUAAUCCUCUGCCUGUUCGGCACCAUCUGCUCACUCACCACCAGAGCGUUGCAUAAGAUCAUCUUGUGGUUCGCCCCGAUCAACAUAUUGGCCUCUAUCAGCAUCUGCGUCGCGUUGCUUGUUCUCACGCCCAACAAGCGCAGCGCUGAAUGGGUGUUUACCGAAGUCACGGACGGCUCCGGCUGGGGAAGCAAGGGCUUCUCAUUUCUGCUAGGAUUCCUCUCCGUGGCCUGGACAAUGACUGAUUAUGACGGAACGACGCACAUGUCUGAGGAGACGCACGAUGCUGCUAUUCGCGGGCCUGUUGCCAUCCGAUCGGCCAUUCUUGUUUCUGGACUCGUCGGUUGGAUGCUCACUGUUACAUUCUGUUUCUGUCUGACAGACUAUGACGGCAUUGUCAAUUCGCCAACCGGACUCCCCGUGGCCCAGAUAUUCCUCAAUGCUGGUGGCAAGACCGGAGGAACAAUCAUGUGGUUCUUUGUCAUCCUGGUCCAGUUCUUCACCGGGUGCUCGGCCAUGCUGGCCAACGCUCGCAUGUGCUACGCAUUUGCCCGAGAUGAUGCUCUGCCGUUUUCAAGCUUCUGGAGCAAAAUAAACAAGUACACCGGCACUCCGGUCAACGCCGUAUGGCUUGUCGUGGUCUUCUGCACCUGUCUCGACCUCAUCGGCAUUGGAAGCACGCUCACAAUUGUUGCCAUCUUCAACGUAUGCGCGCCAGCUCUGGACCUGAGCUACGUGGCCGUCAUCGUCGCGCACCGCGUGUACGAGAAGCGGGUGCGGUUCAUCCCAGGUCCAUACACGAUGGGCAUCUGGAGCAAGCCGAUCAACCUCAUUGCCUGCUCGUGGGUUGUGUUCAUCAGCGUCAUCCUGUUCUUCCCGACCACGAAGCCGGUUACGGCCACCAACAUGAAUUAUGCCAUCUGCGUGGCUGGGUUUGUGGGACUCUUCAGUCUGAGUUGGUGGUGGAUUGGGGCGAGAAACAAAUACACAGGGCCCCGUACGAAGGAUAUCAUCGACAUGCUUCCGACCGACGACCCGGACGACGCGCCCUUUCCGUAG
Molecule: messenger RNA, 1632 nt
Organism: Diplodia corticola
Lineage: Eukaryota; Fungi; Ascomycota; Dothideomycetes; Botryosphaeriales; Botryosphaeriaceae
Product: amino acid permease
Exons: 9
Coding region: 1-1632 (543 amino acids)
Biological process (GO): transmembrane transport; amino acid transport
Cellular component (GO): membrane
Molecular function (GO): transmembrane transporter activity
Source: RefSeq, a predicted model, not a curated record